AUGCCUAUUCUCUCUACCAUCGGUGCCCGUCCGAGCUGGACGUUCUGCAUGCUCUGCCUUGGACAUGCGAUAAACGUUGCUGAACCCCCAGCUACUGUUUUGGAGAGCACUUGUGACUGGACUGCAAGUUCCAAAAAGUGCGAAUAUUGCAUCAGUCAGCAUAAGAUCUGCGAGCCUAUUCUCGCCCUGAUGCUUGGUGAUGCGAUCGCACUAUCGGAACUACAACGUUUCGCUCGUUCCAUCCAGCCAGGGUCUACUCCGCUACCCGUGGCUCAAGCAGGGCACAUGGCGAAUCCGCAACUAUUUUGGCCUAUUUUCGCGUGGGGUCCUACUGCCCAGGCGGUUGCUGCGUCGGGCUCCCUUCAGCUAUGCACUGCUUUCCACUCUGCUCUCAGGGUGCAUCGAGCGGAGUAUGAGAUCGCGGGGCGUAACAAGACCGCAAAAAUGGUAGGGAUCAAGAUGACUCCACCGUCGAGGCUCCAGCUAAUCUUGUUCGUUUCUCAGAAGGAAUUAGCUAGGUAUCGCACUGAUAGUGCACUCAGACUGCAGUUUUCCCGUACAAGCGUAAUUGACGGUCCUGUCCAUGCUUGGUCGAGGCAGUGUCGACUAGAACCAUCGAGUCAGGGUUUCCACACUUGGUAUGCAGCAAUUCAUCUUUACUUCCAUGAAAUCUCUGUGGCCGUGGCGGCCGAUCUGGGUGCAGACUCUCCUGAGGUCACCCGGGUUGCCGAUUUAUGGAAAUAUUAUGGUUGCGAAUACUCCCUGGAAGUAUAG
Penicillium pulvis is the source of this 774-nucleotide messenger RNA. RefSeq lists its product as uncharacterized. Bases 1 to 774 code for a protein of 257 amino acids. The record is from RefSeq and is a predicted model, not a curated record. Lineage: Eukaryota; Fungi; Ascomycota; Eurotiomycetes; Eurotiales; Aspergillaceae. The transcript is spliced from 2 exons.